Messenger RNA from Anopheles stephensi (Asian malaria mosquito), 5939 nucleotides. It is a transcript of the gene THADA, whose product is annotated as thyroid adenoma-associated protein homolog. The transcript is spliced from 11 exons. Lineage: Eukaryota; Metazoa; Arthropoda; Insecta; Diptera; Culicidae. Gene Ontology annotation, cellular component: cytosol. Gene Ontology annotation, biological process: tRNA methylation. The record is from RefSeq and is a predicted model, not a curated record. Bases 296 to 5845 code for a protein of 1849 amino acids.
GACAGCUUCCGACGAAAUACAGCAAGCAAAGGAGAACGAACGAGCAAAUGUUUGCAUACUUUCGCUACAUCUCUCCCUCCGGAAAAGUUUAUUAAAAGAAAUCGUUUUCCAAACUUUGCACACGUUUAUUCAACCCUCUUUGGGAGGAUUUCAACAAAAGGGGCGCGAGGCAUUAAGAAUGUGUCAAGUGUCCUUCUUAAAACGUUGGACGAAAGCAUAAUCGUAGCCGCCAGCAACAGUGAUAAGAAAAGGUUUAUUGUUUUGCCCGUAUAUCAGUUCCGAAUAGAUCAGAAACAUGAACGGGUUAUCAUUGCGCAUUUCUAAUGUGCGAGCAAGUGAGAACGUGAAAAAAAAUUCCGAAAUUCGAAUGGACCUGUUCCAAGUGCCUUCUGUAUAUUUGACUGCAGAUAACUCUUACCUAAAUCAACUAAAUUCGUCAGAAACUGUAGAGGGUCAGGUUAAGGUCCUGAAGGAGUACUCCUCCUUCGUGGUGGGACUCGAGGAUUCGCUGAAGUUGCACGUCCAAACGUUAGCAAACUUGUUCAUGGAAGCGCCCCUGAAACAUGCUGUCCGGAAUACGAUAGCUCGAUCGUUAAGCAACCUAACCUCCAGCCGUGAAAUUGUUGCGGAUAGUAUUGCCAACAGUAUAAAAGCACGCAUUGAGCAGGAUUCUAGUGCGACCAGUGAACCAACGCGCCGAAAUACAACCAUCUGCAACAUCGGAAGUUGCUUUGAAAAUUUCAAGGUUGGUUGUGAAGCUGUUCGUCUAAGUUUGCAACAAUUAUUUCAAUUCCUGAACAAAUCCGUCAUGGUGUACCUCGAGCGGAUGAACGAUCAGGUAUCACCUUCGGAUAAGAGUGAGCUGUGUUUAUUCAUUCAUUCUGCUAUCCGGAUUGUUAUAUCCUGCUUUCAGCAGUUCCCCGAUCAACUGAAAGCGUCGUACGAGGGUGAGAAAAAUGUGGAAAAACUUGUACUCAUAUGCUGGGAUCUGUUGGAAAAUCCGGAGAUACCGAUGGACACGAAAACAAACUGUGGUAUACUCAUAGCAAUGAAUGCUAAUCUGGAGAGAAGAUUCCUACGGCUAGCACAGCGUGUGUUCGAUGAGGAUAGUUCGGCAAAACAAAUGUGCCUGGUGAAUGGUAUCAUCUGCACGAUAGAAAACGAACAUUUCUCCAGCCCGGAAUGGAAAGGUAUAGAGGUGCUCCAUCGGGCGGCAACGGUUUUAAAAGAAAUUUCGGAGGAAAACUCGGUAGAAGUGAGCAUCGUGCUAGGGACGACGCGUGGGUUUUUUCAAAUGACCAAACGACUGCUCGGUCUCAAGCUGGAUGGCUAUAAAACAUCGGAACGAAAAGAGCUCGUCGAUAUCCUGGCGAUAAAUCUGCGCUAUUCGCUGUCCCAUCUGGAUCACUAUGUCGACAGCAUUCGGCAUAUAUCGCGCGAUCUGCUGAAAUGCACCAUACAGCUGGGGACGCGCUUAGACGAUUCGCUAAACGCCAUAAUUUACGAUUACAUUCGUAACGGAGGAAUCAAUAUCAACACAAAGUGCAUACUGAUCAGUGCAAUAUCUUCCAUACUGAAGGCGAAAGAAGUUUUGCGUGCCAUUCCAGACGUUGCGGAGUUUUUGCUUCGAUCGCUUACCCAUAACGAUCAUUCGAAUACAAAUUUGCACAUCAACAAUUGCUACGAGACACUGAUGAUGUCUUACUCGUACGAGGACAACAAGCAGGAAUGGUUCAAUCGUUGGGUAAACCCUAUUUUGAUGGAAAUUACCAACGGACGGGAAGGAAGCAUCGGCGGAAUCGUUGAUGCAGUCGACCCGAACGAAGCAUCCAUGCACGACGCCGCCGAGGAACCCAGCAAGGAAGGAAACAGAGGAAAUGAUAUACGCGAAACACUCCACGAUCUCAUAAGAAAAGCGAUUCGUGCUUAUCCCGAAAUCGCAAUUUACAUGAUCGACAGCAAAGUCGGUAUCAGUUACGGUUUGGUACUGUCCUCGUUGGGAAUUGCUCGGAAAAAUGGCCUCUUCGAUGCAGUCCAGUCGACAGAAGCGAUGUGGAAAAAUUUGCUGUCCUACGCUGAUAUCCGGGAAGCGAUGAUAUCCUCCGACGAUUCUACCCGCAUGUCCGCCCUAUACCUGAUAACAGAGUGUCAUAAAAGCACCGAAAUAUUCACCAAGCAAGAUCUGGAGUGCAUUCUGUUUUUCCUGGAAACGAACAUAAACGUCCAGGCGGCUUCCUUGCGGCAGAAAAUUACAUCCUGCAUGAAGAGUGCGCUCAACCGGCUUCGUUCGGGAUUUCUAAGCAUCAUUAAAAAGUCGGAUAUCGAUGGCAAAAGUCAUUACUACUACGAGUUUGUCAAACGACUGCACGAGUUCUGCAUCGUGAAUCAGUUUAUUGGCGCCAACUACAGCCGGCGAGCAAUUUCGUUUCAAAUUCUGCUACAGCUGCUGCAAAUUUCUUCCUACAUUUUUUACGACGACGAAAACAUAAGCAUGUGGAACGAACGGCAGGUGCGUAUACUGCUGUCGGCUUUAAACGAUAGCUACGAGUCCAACAAACACUACUCGCUAAAAGUGCUAUCGUUUUGCCCGAAGCAGUUCAUCGAACAGUUCAACGGCGAACUCAAUUACGAGAUCACUCGCACUCUGAUGAUUAGUCCGCGGCCAAACGAUUCACUGUCGGCAGCAUAUUAUCUUGAGUAUCUGUGCUUCGUAAACAGCACCAUCGACACUCCCCGUCUGGAGAUGGAGCCGGUUAACUGUAAUGUGGCGGCAAAAGUAUACCGCUGCUUUCUGUGGUGCGAGGAAAUUUUAAUGCAAGGAUAUCGAUUAGCUAGCCAUUCGCUGCUGCGAGCUUCGCGGGAGAACCCCAUGUUUGGAGCGUUGAUCUGCAUUCGUCACUUGUUGAGCAAGCUAGAUUUAAAGGAACUUUCUGGCGAUGAAUGCUGGCGAACGUCUAUUACGCGGUUGAUCAGUACCUGUGACAGCAUAGCAAAAGUGGUUUCGGUGGUAACCAACAAUUCUUCGCCAGAAGGAACAUUUUUAGAAGAUUUCGCAGUGACAAACUUGUCCGAAUGUACCGACAUCGAAAUGGACGAGGGUAACGAACUAUCAUCACCAGAUGAUAUCAGCAGCAGCUCAAUUCAAAGUGCACAGAACGACGAGGUAGGCCGGCCAGAAGGAAGCAGGCCAGAAACGACGCCCCAAAUGGUUUUGCUCUGUUCCUGGCGCACCAUCAAAGAAAUUUCUUUGAUACUUGGCGAUAUUGCUUCCCGUUCUCCGAUCAUCGAAACGGGAAGCACUGCAAUGCCGGGCGACAAUGGCGGGCUUUUAACGUGCCAGCAGAUUUUAAGCAUCGGGAAUCAGUUCAUUGAACUCCUUUCGGAAACGAAGCACCGAGGCGCAUUUGAGCAAGCGUACAUAGGAUUUUCGAAGAUUUGCUUACGCCUGUGGGGAUCGCCACACGCCGAACUUCAUCAGCUACCGAUGCGAUGGAUUCAAGAGUUGAUAACGGCAAUCACCGGGGGCAUGGGACCGGUUGCCGCGUAUACAAUUACUGACAGAGACAUCGCCGAGAUCAACCUCGAUAAACUGUGCGUAACUCGUCGCAGCGCGGGCAUCCCGUUCAUAAUACAAGCCUUGAUAACGUCGGAGCUACAGGUUAGCUCCACGAAGGGCUUACAGUUUUGCAUGAAAACACUGCUCGAACUAUGCCGGUCGAGCACUACAAGCAGUCAGACGCGUACCCAUUCGCUUAAUAUACUACGUUCGCUUUUUCGAUCGACUGAUUUGGGCGAAACGGUAGGCGAGUUCGUUUCGGAAGGAAUCAUGUGCGCCAUCAACGGUUACGAGGCGGAGUCAUGGUCGGAACGCAAUUCAUCAACGUUGCUAUUCUCCGCGCUGAUGGUUCGCGUAUUUGGAGUACAAAGAACCAAGGACUCGGAGAAUCUUAACAUUCGUAACAAAAUGACUGGAAGAAUAUUCUUCUUGAGAUACCCGGUGCUGUAUGAUUAUUUCGUGCUUGAACUGGAAAGGGCGAGCAAAAUUAUCAUCCAGGGCACUAGAAGCAAAAAAUUACAUCCACUACUGUUGCUGCUCAGCCGACUGUAUCCAUCCGCCUUAGAAGGUAGCGAAUCCAAUUUGAAGCUUUCACGCUUCGUUCCUUUAGUAUCAAUUUGUUCCGGUUGUGCGGAAUUGCAAACCCGUUACUUGGCAGCAAAAAUUGUUUCCAUUAUAGUUUCGCCGGACCUGAUGUUUGACAGGAUCUGCUUGUUGCUGGAAAGCCUGAAUCGUUCCAACAACCGAAAUGUCAAUCCCAACUCCUUACACGGCGCAUUACUGCAGAUUUUGUACCUCGUGAAAACGAAAAACCCCGGCUUAGUAGCGGCAGCAACUUCGAGCGGGCAGUUGAAUAAUUGGAUCGAGCUGUACACCGCGAUCUCAAACUAUCUGUUUGAAGUAAAGCCGAAUUUCAUCAUCUACAGCACCAUACUGGACAUAUUGCUGGAAAUUCUAGCAAGAUGCCAACACAUCAUCAUUGCAGAAGACGACCAGUUUAUAGAUGAUCUGAGCAACAUUGUUGAUUAUCUGCUUAAUUUGGCAAACCAUCGGAACUUUUACGGAGAACCGUUGGUGUUUCAGAAAAUUGUUCUGCUGAAAACGUUUAUGUAUCUGUACAGUGAUGACGAGACGGGAAUGCGGAGCUCGCAAUGCUUCCUGUUGCGCAUCGAGCCGGACGGAGAAACGCGGCAGUCGCCAGAAUAUAUAAAGGCGAUGCUAAACACAAUCUUAUUGGUGCUGGAUGUCGACCACAUUGGAAAGCACUGCGAAGAAUACGAUAUCACCCCUGUGGAGGUGUUUUACUUCCGCAACAUUUGCGAACUAAAGCCAGAUCGAUUGCGGUGGCUGAAGGCGGAACUGUUGCGUUCCCAGCAGUUUCACUGCUGUUUGCGACGAUUGAUAAGCCCCGGCAACGAGGGCCACAACCAGCUGUACACGAUCCAGGUUAAAGCGUACCUGGUACUAAGCUACAGCGGUGUGGCCGUCAGCAACGUACUGUUGGAUGGGAAAAGUAUCCGCGAGGCAAUGCAGAUCCUAUACAAAGCAGCGAGCUGUCAACCCUAUCAGUUGCGUAGUGCCAUGUUCCGCUGUUUGAAACGUCUGUUGCAAAACGAAACAAAGGGUUCGAGUGAGUUUACGUUGAAUGUAGAUUUUUUACCCACUCUAAGUGCUGCAUAUCAAUCCAAACCCAUUAGAAUGACGGCGGUGGAAUGUUUGCAUAUAGUCGGUAGGAAAAUUUUCGAUGGGAAAUCUUUAAAUCAGUACAUAAGUUUCAGUUUCGCACUGCUGAAUUUGCUGAGUGAUGAUGAUUGUAAUAUCCGUGCCAAGGCAUCAAUAGUCGUUAGUCAACUGUACCAUGUGAUUGAGAAAGUAAAACAAAAACCUCUUGUAGCGACAUAUGCACAAAGUGUAUACUUACGAUUACUAAGCAAAACAAUGGUUGCUCAUAAGUUUACUGUAAACCAGAUAGUGGCCGUUAUCGUCGUGAUAUGGACAUUAAAAGAGCAGGAAACAGAAGACGAUUCCGUUAACAUAGACGAUGUAACAGAUCUUAAGGUGUUUGACAAAAAUGAAGUUAACAUCUAUGGCGAGCUAGAACUGGUCCGGGACUACUGUAUAGCGGAACUACAGCAUCUGGAAGCGAGUAAUGAAAACUACAGCUUGGAAAGCAAUAUCGACAAAAUACAGAAGAUUGUUGACAAACAUCUGAAGCAGCCAAUGUGUAUACGGAAGUUCUUGCAUUCUACCGCAAAAACAUCAUCCAAGCUAAUAGGAAUUGUUCUGUAAAAGCACAAACCUCUGUGUCAUGCAGCUUGUGCUGUGUGCUUAAGAAACCCGUAAACGAAAACUUUGUAAAAAAUAAACUGAUAUAGAUGUGGAA